Messenger RNA from Colletotrichum navitas, 1482 nucleotides. RefSeq names its product ankyrin repeat-containing domain protein. Gene Ontology annotation, molecular function: protein binding. The record is from RefSeq and is a predicted model, not a curated record. NCBI's taxonomy places the organism in Eukaryota, Fungi, Ascomycota, Sordariomycetes, Glomerellales, Glomerellaceae. Bases 1 to 1482 code for a protein of 493 amino acids. The transcript is spliced from 4 exons.
AUGACGGUCGAGACGCUUGGCCCUGCUCUAGCUGCAUCGACAGUUUCGAACACGCCAGUCUUGGACAUCGACUAUGACCAGCUGCUCCAAGACGUGACAAGAAUGUUUUUCGGCGCCAUUGUCGUAGAGGGUCGCAUUCUCAAGUUCUCUCACAGCUCCUUCUACGACACAAACAUACCUAGUGAAAACGGUGACGGGAACCCACCGUCGAUUCACGGUUUCUCGGCCAAGACUUGCUUGAAGUACCUCAUGCACCAGGAAGUGCAGCAGCUAUACGCCAAGCUCUCAGUCGACAAGUACAGCGGAGACGUCGUUAAAAAGGCCCUCGUGCUUCCCGGAGAUGACUUACUGGAAUAUGCGGUCCGAUUUUGGGCCGAACACUAUCGGCUUUGCGAAUCUUAUCGACCCACCGAGCUUGCGCUUGACUUCAAUCGUACCAUCACAGAAGCCGCGCGAAACGGUAACGAAUACAUAGUGCGUCAGCUUCUAGGAAAAGUUCAGCCCCAGAAGUCGGGAUUGCAAGAUGCGAUCAUCUGGGCCACAUCCUCUUGCAACGAAGGUGUAGUGGAGGAGCUCCUGGAGAGCAUUGGCUUUCUUGAUGACUUUACCUGGUCCGAAUGCAUCCUCUCUCGUGCCGCCGCCUCUGGUCUUGAUUCUUUGGUCUCUGCUCUCAUCAAAGCAGGCUGCAAUCUCAACAAGAGGAAUGAAGACACAGAUGAGACGGCUAUCCAUACAGCUAUUGCUUGGGGACAGAAGACAGUGGUCAAACUCUUGUUGGACUCCAAUGUCGACCUGCGCGUGCGAGAUAACCUGGGUAGGACUCCCUUGUUGUUAUCUUCUGAGGUCGGGCUGCCCAAGAUUGUGCAGAUGCUUCUCGACGCAGGAGCGAGCGUCAAUGAUAAGGACGAAAAUGGUGUGUCGGUCGUCAACACGGCCGUCUCCAACGGUGAAUUUGAAGCCCUCGAGCGACUCCUGGCAGCUCCCCCCCGGUCUGAGCUGCGGAACACGGCAGGCUGCAGAACUCCGUUGUAUGUCCUCUGCCACCUCUCCAACGUCACAGAAGGCCGCCGUCUUCUUAUCGAGAAGGGUGCGGCGCCCAAUCAGUUCUACGCUGACAAGGAAAUACUUCUCCGCCGGGCCAUGCGAACAGGAGACAAGGGAAUGGAGCCCUUGGCUUUUGCCAUCUUAUUCAGCGGGCUCCGGAUGGUGGAGUUCCUCAUCGAAAAAGGCGCAUCCGUCAACUACGACCCCCAAGAGGCGGAUUCUCUCCCGUACAACGCGGCUUACUAUUACAUUGAUAUCAAGAUCGCCAAGUUGCUUCUGGAACACAAAGCAAACAUCGAUUGGAAAAUUUUCAACGGGUGGGCUGCCCUUCACGCUGCUUACGACUCGCCCAAGUACGCGGCCCUCUUUCUCAAAUCCGGCGCAGACGUCAACAAGAUGAGCGAUUGCGGUACUGUGUUGAUGAUGUCGGCAAGGUGA